This is a messenger RNA of Rasamsonia emersonii CBS 393.64, 510 nucleotides long. RefSeq lists its product as uncharacterized. NCBI's taxonomy places the organism in Eukaryota, Fungi, Ascomycota, Eurotiomycetes, Eurotiales, Trichocomaceae. The coding region runs from base 1 to 510 and encodes 169 amino acids. The record is from RefSeq and is a predicted model, not a curated record. The transcript is spliced from 2 exons.
AUGGAACGGCUGGUGAGAAAGGGCCCUCAGGCUCAUGGGAUCCAGCAGCAGGCGGCCCUGACUGCUGGCGGCGCUGGCAGCCCGGGAGCUGGAAUUGCUGUCCCGGCCCGAUCCUCGGCCUCUGGAGACGUUGCCAGCAUGCCCGCCCUGGAGCGCAAUCUGCUGCUGCUGUCGGAGGAUUUGGAUCUCGGAGGAGGUAAGGCCAAGGGAGGUAUCGGGGAUGGAGGUUGCGACGGACAUUUGGGUCCCGGCAGAGACAUGCUCUGUUACAGCGACGAGGUGGAAAAGGCGCUGAUCGAUCUGGAUCCAGAGACAGGCGACAGACGGCAGUUCAUGAUGACUGGAGAGGCGGCAGCGGCGGGCACAGCAGGGGAGGAUGAAGCAGCAGCGGUUGCCGUCGGGAGGGGGGAAGCGCGAGAGGGAGACGGCGAGGGAGGGAGGCAGGAGGAGGAGAAUCGGAGCUUAACGGGGAUGUCCACACUCACAGCGGCGCUCUCUCCCUGGCGCUGA